UCACCACACGACUAAAUUAGACCAAAGAUGAUGAGAGCACAAAGCAUUAUAAUUCUGCCGGGCUCCUCCUCCUUCCAGCCAUGCGUCCUAAUUAAUGGGACACCCCCAGUCGCAAAAAGCUCCGCACUGGACUGCAACAUAGUCAAAGAGUGAAAGGGAAGAGGGCGAAAGUGCCACUGGAGAUAAUUGAUUACCUACCAAUCAAUGAUAACUUGUUAGUAAUCGUCAACUCUUUGGACCUCGCCAUUUUCAGGGAGGCAUCUCACUCCUGCGGACUUGCUGCUCCUGAGGAUCGACAGUUUGAAGAUAUCCCAUUUUGGAAUAACAUUUUCCCUUUCUUCGUUCUAUCCUCGGUAGCUUUGUCUUUUUUUACCUCCUAACUGUUAUGUGACUCCCCCCCCUCCCCCCCCUCUCUCAUUUUUAACCGCCGAGUAUUUCAACGAAGUCUUGUAAAAACUCUGCGCACACCCAAUGAUGACAUCCAAAGAAGUGGCCAAAUGUGAUGCAGCGGAAAACAGGAGGCGAAGUCCGCUGGACCACUUGCCGCCUCCCGCCAACUCCAACAAGCCGCUGACCCCCUUCAGCAUCGAGGACAUCCUCAACAAGCCGUCCGUGAAGCGAAGUUACACGAUUUGCGGCACGGCGCACCUAAUUUCGUCCUCCGAGAAGCACCGUCCGUCCAGCAUCCCUCUGUCCAGCCGGGCGCUCCUCACGCAGACCUCGCCGCUCUGCGCGCUCGAGGAGCUGGCGAGCAAGACCUUCAAAGGGCUGGAAGUCAGCGUGUUACAGGCUGCGGAAGGACGCGACGGCAUGACUCUGUUCGGCCAGAGAACCACCCCGAAGAAGCGUCGGAAGUCGCGGACGGCGUUCACCAAUCACCAGAUCUACGAGCUGGAGAAGCGCUUCUUGUACCAGAAGUACCUGUCCCCGGCCGACCGGGAUCAGAUCGCGCAGCAGCUGGGCCUGACGAACGCGCAGGUCAUCACGUGGUUUCAGAACCGGAGAGCCAAGCUAAAACGGGACCUGGAGGAAAUGAAGGCCGACGUGGAGUCGGCCAAGGCCGUCGGCCAGGUCCCCUUGGACAAGCUCGCCAAGCUGGCGGACCUGGAGAAAUGCGCCAACGGCACGCUGGGCCACCCGCGGCCCGAGUCCCCGUCGCGGGGCGGCCCGCAGGAGCACGAGCUCGCCCAGAAACUGCGGACGUCGCCGCUGUCGCCGUUCUCAGACCACACAACUAGUAAAGAGUGCUCAGAGGACGAGGACGUGGAGAUUGAUGUGGAUGACUGAUGGCGCAGCGUGGGGCCGAGAGGUCGACUAACACAAAAAGACUAUAAAAAAAACCCUCCCGAGGACUUGUAACUUACUGCUUAUAUUGUAUACCAUAUCAGAACAUGUACCAAAAUGUAAUGUCUUUUAUAUCGACACAAAUAGACCUAUUCAUAGUGAAGCAUGAACACAGAUCAAGAAAUAUGCAGUGGAAUUUUACAAUAUAUUCAUUAGUAAACCGUUCCUACUUGCAAUCAAAGCAAUAUGGUCUAAUAUGACACAAUUAUUAUUAUUUUUUUACACUGUAGGCCAAUACACAGACACAGUCGCGAAAUUACGACGCCUCACACACACACACACACACACACACACACACACACACACACACCUGUUUCGUCGCCCUUGCUAUAGGCCCAUACCCUCACACACCACAAUGAAAGUGCUCCAGUUUUCCAUAUUUGUUGCAUGUAAAUGCAUGAUUUGAUUUGUGACCAUUAUCUAUUUAUUUUUACCUUAUUAUUAUUUUUUUUUUAUUUAAAUGCUUUCGUGUUUUCUGUGAGCCAAAGCGCCGUAGAGUCGCGCUGUUACCGCCGCCUUCACCCUCGCUGUCGUCUGACCGCCGCCCGUUUGACGUCGGUUCAAACGUGGCGUCCCGAUGCUGCGGUGCACGAUGACGACGAUGCUGGUGGUCGCUUUGGUGGGACCGCUCGGCCGAUAGCGGGGCGCAACACUUAACAUUGUGGCGAUUUCGACGAGCUAUACGCAGCAUUUUAGAGUUAUUGUUUUGCUACGAUAGAUUUACAGCGAUAAACCUGUUAUGUUUUGUACACCUGUAAGUGCCUUUCUAAAAUCAGGACAUCAUUUGAAAACCAAUGCACAGACUGUAAUGUAUAUAGGCUACUAUGGGAAUAAAAUGGCUUUUCUGAAUAUCUCUUUAUGUUGUAAUUCUUGAAUUAAUAUCGGGUUUUUUGUUAUGGAUAUCACAGUCUGGGCUUUUUUCUACUGAAGAGAAAAAUCAUUUUAGAAACUGGCUUUCUUCGCCAGAUUUGAGUGUGUAAGCCUAUCAAAAGCGGCCUAUUUAGACGUAUUAUACUGCACUAUUUUGUCCCUUUGUGUCCUUUUCUACUAUAAUGUUCUAAACAUUUGUGGUCCGGAAUCUCACAUCCCCUUUCACGUCCUAAAUGCGUAUCGUGGCUUCUUGACCCUUAGACGUGUUUCUCCAUUCGUGGCAAAAAUUUAUGUGAGAAACACAAAUCUGGUGUCGGGGGGCAAAAAGACGAGGAUGCAACAAAAACACAAAGUUUUGGGCCAGUUUCUCCGGGCCUUUAUAGACCUUUUUUUGUUCUGCGGGACUGGGCCGUAAUUUUGUGCGUAAAGCAUGAAAAGUGGGGACAAAUGAGCAGCGUUCCCUGAUGGGACGAGCCACAAAAGAGCAGGGCCGGUCCCCCGCAGGCAGCAAUACUGAGACAAGUGUGUCCCACCGCACAAAAAGGACGCAAACGUUUGGAGGCCAUAUGGUUUUUGAAAUUUCCUCACAAUUUCAGACAAUUUGAUGGAUUGAGUUAACCCUCCUUUUAAACAGUUUAACUGGGUGCGAACAAAGGCCAUAAUGCCUACAUAGACUCUCCCUUCACGAGGGCAUCUGCGGCUAUUAAUGUCUAGGCCUUUUCUUUGCCUGGCGUUUUGAACAAGUCAAUGAAUUACAAUGAAACUGCCCCUUUUUUGUGAGCCGCUUGUCUUUCUCCGCUUUUUAGCGCUGGAAUAAUAUGUUUGACUUCUGUCCAAGAACGUUUUCUAAGCAAGAAAUGGAUUUUGUUGAAAGUGUUUUUAAUGUUAAGUAGGGAGCCAUAAAGAGUUCAGACAUUUAUGCCAAAGUCUGGUUAGGGAGUCCUUUUGUUUGUUUUCUUCUCAUCUCCUUUUUCUUCUUGUGCCUCUUUAUUUCUUUUGUCUUUAAGAAGUUUAAUGAAGCUGAAAACAUGGUUAUGUGAGAAAGAGAGUGUCCAGAAGUGAAACUCAAAAGGCUACCUCCCGUUUAACCCUCUUUGUUAAAGUAAAUGAUAAGUAGACAUGUCUUCUUGUGAGCUGUUUUAUAGUGUUUACUUUCUUGUUUUUUUUUUUUUUACUUUUUAACUUUUUUAUUCAAGACGACCUGAAUGCGUUUAUAGGCCUGUAAGUACUUAAUAUGACUGAAGCUCUUGUACUCACUUUGUAGACAAAUUAGUCAAAGUAAAAACAACAACAAUUUAUUUUAACAUUUAAGAAGUGGUUUAAAACACUAUGAAAAUAUCAGCAUCUACAUGAUAUGUGUUUGUAACAGCUGCCACAGUAUAAUCUCUUCUGUGAAGCCAGAGGAGGUUGAAGUAGCCAAAUGAAUGACAAUGUACAACAACUAAUUAAAUAAAAUCUUUCUUUGUAGAAACAGUAGCAGUGACAAAUUGUGCACUUAUAACUGUAUUAUAGUGAAUUACUAACUGUUUGUUUGGAUUUUAAACACCACUUAUAAAUAAAUUAUAAUUCAUUACUUGUUUCAUAAACUGAAAAAAAAACUUUGAUUUUGAUGACACAACACAAAAAUCAAUUUAAUUCAAUUCAAUUGAAUUCAAUUGACAGCAUAAACAUAUUGGUUUCAGACUUAUACUUGGUCUUGUGUUCAUAUUGUGUGUGUGUCCUCUGCACCUAUUCUGAAUCAAGCAUAUUUAUGAAGGGAGAGAGUGUUAAGGCAGGCUAAGUUUAUGGAUUUCUCUUGCUUAUUUUAUGAGAGCUUGUCAGACGGGCCCAGCGAUAAGUAAUACUACAGGCUGAGGGACCACUUCGUGGUAAUUAAUCUGGAGGUCUUAAGUGUAUUUCAGGAUUUCACUUGAAGAUGGAAAAAAUCACUAUUUCAAUCGUCCGGAAAAUUGAAGUUUGAUGCAUGAGUCCCUACUGAAACAAUAGUACAGCCCUCUCUCUUUUCAUCACUUUACAUCCCCUCCCCUUUUACGCUCCAUCUAUCUCUCUCUCUCUUUCUCUCUCUCUCUCUCUCUCUCAAUUGUUCUGUCUUUCUCUUUUUAUUUGCACCCAGAAAAACAGUGUCAGGUGCAAAGUGUAAGUUCAUGUCUGAGACACUGGUCUAACGACAACAUUCAAAUGAAUUGAAUGUUUCCAAUGUGUCUUCAGUAAAUACAACAAUUAUAUAAAGUAACAUAUAUCUACAGGCCUACAGUAUUAUCUCAGUUUAUUAUUAUUAUUAUUAUCAGUGAAGACGUAUAAAAAGGAGAUCUUUAAAUGACGGUAUAUUUGCCUGGAGUUAAAUCACUCCAUAUAUCUAAAUAGAGCUGAAUUGUAGAGUUUUAAUCAUAGCCUUCCUGUGGAGCCAGUUAAUACUUCAAACUUCAAUUUUACGGGCGAUUGAACUAAGCAUGUUCCUGACAGAAUUGAUGUAUGUAUUAAUUUCCUUUAACUGUUGAUUAAUUAGGCUGCGCUGAAGGCUCAAAUGGAACGGUUUGCUGGGGAAUUUGCAUAUUAAUCAAAUUCUAGUUGAUCAUUCAAAUAAUCUAGGCUAUGUGAGCUUAGGAGCUUGAAAACAUAUAAAACCAGCAAACUGUAUAUUUGACUCAGGCUUGGGUGAUUUGAGAUUGAAAGAGGAGAGAGAAAGAUGCAGGCUGGCUUUUGUGUGUUGAACACUUUGCUCUUUUAAUUUGAAAAAUAAAUAAAGGCACUGACAUUGAAGGA
Messenger RNA from Betta splendens (Siamese fighting fish), 4977 nucleotides. RefSeq names its product ladybird homeobox 1b (gene lbx1b). Gene Ontology annotation, biological process: regulation of DNA-templated transcription. The coding region runs from base 472 to 1287 and encodes 271 amino acids. NCBI's taxonomy places the organism in Eukaryota, Metazoa, Chordata, Actinopteri, Anabantiformes, Osphronemidae. Gene Ontology annotation, molecular function: DNA binding; DNA-binding transcription factor activity, RNA polymerase II-specific. The record is from RefSeq and is a predicted model, not a curated record. The transcript is spliced from 2 exons.